AUGAAUAACUGGUUGGCCACAUGCCCUGAUAAACCGGAAGUCGUUUUGUGUAGUCGUUACACUAAGCAUCUUACGUUUCCGUUAUUUCCAGAAGUCCCUAAAGCGCCCAAAAUUGAUCGAAUCAGUCCGUCUCCCAAUGGAUUCGUUCUAACUUGGUCCACAGAACGAAUGGGCACAUUGCUGAGUCAUCGUGUUUCAUACGAAGAUGAAUAUGACGCCGCCCACACAGAAUGGGCAGCUGGAGCAGAUCGUCAAGUUGUCUUGCGUCGUAUGCAAAAGUGCCGUGUGUAUAAUGUUCAAAUGUGGGCCGAGAACAGGUGUGGGCUUUCACCCGCGUCUGAGCUGAUGACCUAUCAGGUGGAACCUCAGACUGCCCCUAACGAACCGAAAAACAUAGAACUGAGUGGAACCACCGAGGCACUAAAGGUGAGCUGGACAAAGCUCGACACCUUGCAAGAGACCACUGACACCGACAUUUUGCUCGUGGAUGGACGAGGUGGUUCCCGCACAUAUUGGGCUCCUGGUGAUGCCGACUCAUUUGUUCUUCAGAACCUGCGCCACGACCUGAAUUACACUAUCCUCGUCUCCUUAGGCAACGCAUGUGGUUGGUCGCAAUUCAGUAAAAGAACCUUUUCAUUUGACUCUAGUGGGGAGUUGGUCAUUGCUUGA
Messenger RNA from Dicrocoelium dendriticum, 669 nucleotides. The record is from the annotation of a GenBank genome assembly. NCBI's taxonomy places the organism in Eukaryota, Metazoa, Platyhelminthes, Trematoda, Plagiorchiida, Dicrocoeliidae.